AUGACUCCCAACAUUCGCGAACAGCCGAGGGUCGGUGAACGGUUGACGAACAUUAGCGAUCCUGUAGACAAACCCAUGCUCACGAUUAUUCUGGAAUGUAAGGAGGAAAUCAGUGAUCUGCGUCGUUCCCAAGAUAUCUCUUCGCCUAUCAUAGAUGUACAAGAGUUCAGAUACGAAAAUCUUACCGGAAAUCAUAUAUUGAGCUAUCAGAAACCAUUUAAGGAGGUGAAUUUAAAUGAAGCCCUCUGUCACUACACUGCUCCGAAACGAUCGCCGGGUUGCGCAGUCAAACAAGUUACGGAUUUUCUGCGAAACAUCUUGAAAGAGAUUUGUGAUCCGCCAUACGAAAUAUGGAAAUACACCUACCGUGCCACAAAUUCUCCCCGAGGAGAAAACAGUUUGAUUAAUUUGCCGGAAGACAUCAGUAUCACCAUCACAGAAUUCAUAAUUGAUGCCGUAGGUCUAUCCCAUCCUUGUAUUUUCAAUGGAAGACAUGCAAGCCUGAAAAAUUGCGAGAACGGUGUGGAAUUUUGGUGCGGUUGCACAUUGUCACCUCAAGGAGAUGAUAAAUUUGAACUCAACUACGAAAGAUUUGUCCGAGAAGUGUGGGAUUUCAAUGCACUCUGCCGCCGUGAAUAG
Molecule: messenger RNA, 639 nt
Organism: Cylicocyclus nassatus
Lineage: Eukaryota; Metazoa; Nematoda; Chromadorea; Rhabditida; Strongylidae
Source: the annotation of a GenBank genome assembly